AUGCGUGAGGCAGCGGAAAGUGCCUCUCACACCCUAGCAGCAGGCGAUUCGUCGCCUCUUGUCGUGAAUCCUCCACGUGGUGAAUCACCACGUGCGACAGGUACAUCCGUUGCUUCUGCAGAGGGUACCUCGAGUCGUAGUCAAGACGAUUCUGAGAUGGAGCUCAUCUAUUCUGGCGAGUCGGAUGAUGCAUCCGACUUCAAGGCGACUCCUCACGCCUCGGGAUCACCAGGGGCGGACACUGCAAAAGCCAGGCUGACUGGCUUUGGUCAGCGCGGCAGCAUCAUGACCGAGAUCUUCGGAUCGAGUGAUCCGAUGAGUCUCCGCCUCACGCAAGUCCAUCCAACGAAAGGACGCGUGGAGAUGGUGGUGAUGCACCUAUGCAUCACCACGAGCGAAGCAACUCAAGGGAUUGGGGUAACACUUGUGCCAGUGCUCAUGCUGGCACCAAUCAAGAGGCCAGGUACCGAAUUGUCCUGCGCUACACUCCUCAAGUGGAGUCUCCAUGGAUGCCGCCAUUUAUAG
This is a messenger RNA of Peronospora matthiolae, 525 nucleotides long. Lineage: Eukaryota; Oomycota; Peronosporomycetes; Peronosporales; Peronosporaceae. The record is from the annotation of a GenBank genome assembly.